GUUUGAGGUAGUAGGUGUGCAGGGGUAUCGAACGCAGCCCGUCUGGUUCCUGUCUCCGGUCCGGGCUCGUAGUGGUAGUACUACACAGCUCUGCUAGCUGCUGAGCAGACUCUCAAAGUAACUUUUCCUCUACAGUCAGGCUGUUUAACACAGAACACAGAGAGCAUUGACAGGGAGAGCUCAACAUGCCUGCGGUGUCUAAAGGAGACGGGAUGCGGGGCCUGGCGGUGUUCAUCUCUGACAUCAGGAACUGUAAAAGUAAAGAGGCAGAGAUCAAGAGGAUAAACAAAGAACUGGCGAAUAUUCGUUCCAAGUUUAAAGGAGACAAGGCUCUUGACGGCUACAGUAAGAAAAAGUAUGUAUGCAAGCUGCUCUUUAUCUUCCUGCUGGGCCAUGACAUCGACUUUGGACACAUGGAGGCUGUCAACCUGCUCAGCUCCAACAAGUACACGGAGAAACAGAUUGGCUACCUCUUCAUCUCAGUGCUGGUGAACUCUAACAGUGACCUGAUCCGUCUCAUCAACAACGGCAUCAAGAAUGACCUGGCCAGUCGAAACCCCACCUUCAUGAACUUGGCCCUGCACUGUAUUGCUAACGUGGGCAGCAGAGAAAUGGCCGAGGCUUUUGCAUCUCAGAUUCCCAGCAUCCUGGUGGCAGGGGACACCAUGGACAGUGUGAAGCAGAGUGCAGCUCUAUGUCUGCUGAGACUCAACAGGAUGUCCCCAGACCUGGUGCCCAUGGGUGAAUGGACAGCCCGAGUGGUCCACCUGCUUAAUGAUCAGCACCUGGGAGUGGUGACAGCAGCCACCAGCCUCAUUACCAACCUGGCUCAGAAGAGUCCUGACGACUUCAAAACAGCUGUCUCACUGUCUGUGGCCAGGCUCAGCAGGAUCGUGACCUCUGCAUCCAUCGACCUUCAGGACUACACGUACUACUUUGUGGCUGCACCCUGGUUGUCUGUGAAACUGCUGCGCCUCCUUCAGUGCUACCCUCCACCUGAGGAUGCGUCCCUGAGGAGUCGUCUCACAGAGUGCCUGGAGACCAUCCUCAACAAAGCCCAGGAGCCACCCAAGAGCAAGAAGGUCCAACACUCCAACGCAAAGAACGCUAUUCUGUUUGAAGCCAUCUCCCUCAUCAUUCUUCACGACAGUGAGCCCACCCUGUUGGUACGGGCCUGCAACCAGCUGGGCCAGUUUCUCCAGCACAGAGAAACCAACCUCCGUUAUCUGGCUCUGGAGAGCAUGUGCACACUGGCCAGCUCUGAGUUUUCUCACGAGGCUGUAAAGACACACAUAGACACUGUAAUCAACGCUCUAAAGACGGAGCGAGAUGUGAGUGUUCGCCAGCGGGCCGUGGAUCUGCUCUACGCCAUGUGUGACCGCAGCAAUGCCAAGCAGAUAGUGGCAGAGAUGCUGAGCUACCUGGAGAACGCCGACUACUCCAUCAGAGAGGAGAUCGUGCUCAAAGUGGCGAUCCUGGCAGAGAAGUAUGCCGUGGACUACACCUGGUACGUGGAUACCAUCCUAAAUCUCAUCCGCAUGGCUGGAGACUACGUCAGUGAGGAGGUGUGGUAUCGCGUCAUCCAGAUUGUCAUAAACCGGGAUGAAGUUCAAGGCUACGCUGCCAAGACCGUCUUUGAGGCACUGCAGGCCCCUGCUUGCCAUGAGAACCUGGUGAAGGUGGGGGGAUACAUCCUGGGAGAGUUUGGAAACCUCAUCGCUGGGGAUUCACGCUCCAGCCCUCUGGUCCAGUUCAACCUCCUUCAUUCCAAGUUUCACCUGUGCUCGGUGCCAACUCGGGCUCUGCUGCUGUCCGCCUACAUCAAGUUCAUUAACUUGUUUCCAGAGGUGAAGACCACGAUCCAGGACGUCCUGCGCUCUGACAGUCAGCUCCGCAAUGCUGAUGUCGAGCUCCAGCAGAGAGCUGUGGAGUACCUGAGGCUCAGCUGCAUCGCGAGCACCGACAUACUGGCCACAGUGUUAGAAGAGAUGCCUCCAUUCCCAGAGAGAGAGUCUUCAAUCCUGGCCAAGCUGAAGAAGAAGAAGGGCCCCGGCCACCAUCCCGACAUCGAUGACACCCGCAGGAAUGUCAACGGCAGCACUGAGCACAACGAAACCAACGCUGAAGCCCCAAAAACAGGCUCCGCUCAUCCCUUCACAGACCUGCUGAAUGUAAACUCCCCUCCUCCUGCAGCAAACAGUCUGCUCGUCGACGUGUUCUCCGACAUCUCCACACCUGCUUCGGUAGACGUGUGUGAAGAAAACUUCUCCAGGUUUGUUUGUAAGAACAACGGUGUCAUCUUUGAGAACCAGCUCCUGCAGAUUGGACUGAAGUCUGAGUACCGGCAGAACCUGGGUCGCAUUUAUGUGUUCUACGGCAACAAGACAUCCACCCAGUUCAUCAGCUUCUCCUCAUCAGUCGCAAGUCAGGACUCGCUCCAGACUCAGCUGAGUGUCCACGCUAAGACUGUGGACCCCUUGAUAGAAGGUGGGGCUCAGGUCCAGCAGAUCAUUAAUAUUGAGUGUGUGACAGAUUUCACAGACGCUCCUGUGCUCAACAUCCAGUUCAGAUACGGAGGAGCUCUUCAGAACAUCGGAGUGAAACUCCCCGUGAUGCUGAACAAAUUCUUUCAGCCCACAGAGAUGACAUCUCAGGACUUCUUCCAACGCUGGAAACAGCUGGGAGCUCCUCAGCAGGAGGUUCAGACAAUCUUUAAAGCCAAACAUACGAUGGACACAGAAGUCGCCAAAGCCAAGAUCAUAGGUUUCGGUGUCGCUCUGCUGGACGGUGUCGAUCCCAACCCUGAAAACUUUGUUGGAGCUGGAGUCAUUCACACUAAGAGCACUCAGGUGGGCUGUCUGCUCAGACUGGAGCCCAACAUACAGGCACAGAUGUACCGUCUGACCCUCCGGACCAGCAGGGAGUCCGUGUCUCAGAGACUGUGUGAUCUCCUCUCUGAACAGUUCUAGACUCAACACUCAGCACCAGCGUUUUAUACACCGUGACUCUCCUAGCCUCACUGUAGAUUGAAAUGAUUUGUACAGUGUAAAUUGUUUUUUAUUUGUUUUACUCUUCAUGUAAAAGAAGCGACAUGUAUCCUUCGCACAUAGCUUUACUGGUAUGUUACUGCUUUAAAUCUGCGUGUUAUCAGCAGACGGUACGGGAGGCUCUGAACGCUCCUGCUCUGACAGGUUGAGGUGUUUCGUUUUUACUGCCUUUCCUAUGCAAACCUCUUGAAGAGCUGUUCCUGAGGCAUUAAUGAGAUUAAGUUUGUUGAAAAUCUUAUAAGAUCGAAUCUUCCCAAUGAUCUCUACCGGUGAUAAAGAUGUUCUGAUUGCUCUUUA
This is a messenger RNA of Notolabrus celidotus (New Zealand spotty), 3344 nucleotides long. RefSeq names its product AP-2 complex subunit alpha-2-like. Lineage: Eukaryota; Metazoa; Chordata; Actinopteri; Labriformes; Labridae. Gene Ontology annotation, biological process: clathrin-dependent endocytosis; intracellular protein transport. The record is from RefSeq and is a predicted model, not a curated record. Bases 186 to 2969 code for a protein of 927 amino acids. Gene Ontology annotation, molecular function: clathrin-cargo adaptor activity. Gene Ontology annotation, cellular component: membrane coat; AP-2 adaptor complex. The transcript is spliced from 22 exons.